CAAAAUAAGCAGAAGCAGAAUGAAACUGUACCUAGAAACUCAUCGUCUCUUCCAUUUCCAAAACGCUCUUUCCCUUCUCUUAAACUCUUUGAAAUUCCCAUCCCAGAACCUGAAAUUCCGCUCUAUUUCUUCUCGAACAAUCAAUUUUAAUCAAAUUUCAAAACGCCGUUUGAAAUAUUUUUGUUAUUAUAAUUAUAGUUUCGCAAAAACUGAUUUAGGAACGGCAACAAUGUGUACAUCUUCGGUGUGUGAUAAUGUCAAGGACCAAAUCGAUCUGACGGCUAAGGAGAAGCAAAUCUUCGACCGUCUUCUGGAAGUUCUGCGCCACUUCAAUCUCCAAACCCAGCUUCGUGUUGCGGGCGGCUGGGUUCGCGAUAAGCUAGGUACAAAUGCUGAAGUGCGUGAUGGGAGAUUAUACCUUUGUUUGGAAAUUUGCUCCUUAUUUUCUGCUUUUGGGCAAAGAAUGUUAUGAUAUUGACAUUGCACUGGACAACAUGUUAGGAAAGGAGUUCUGUGAAAAAGUAAAUGAGUACUUAUUAUCAACAGGGGAAGAGACACAUGGUAUUGGUGUCAUUCAGAGCAAUCCUGACCAGUCAAAACAUUUGGAAACAGCUAGGAUGCGCCUUUUUGAUGUAUGGAUUGAUUUUGUCAACUUAAGAUCUGAAGACUAUAGUGAGAAUAGCCGGAUUCCAACUAUGAAAUUUGGCACUGCAGAAGAGGAUGCUUAUCGCAGGGAUUUAACCAUCAAUAGUUUGUUCUACAAUAUCAACACAAGUUCUGUUGAAGAUUUAACUGGAAGAGGCAUUAUGGACUUGAAGUUGGGAAAAAUAGUGACCCCAUUGCCUCCAAAGCAGACGUUUUUGGAUGAUCCUCUGCGUGUUCUUCGAGCUAUCCGAUUUGGUGCGAGGUUUGGUUUUAUGCUAGAUGAAGAACUGAAGAUAGCUGCUGCAGAUGAUGAAGUCAAAGCCGCUAUUGCAGAUAAAAUUAGUAGAGAACGUAUUGGUCAUGAAAUUGAUCUCAUGAUAUCUGGCAAUCAUCCUGUGAAAGCAAUGACAUAUAUUUCUGAACUGCAGUUAUUCUGGGCAGUAUUUAGUCUUCCUCCUGAGCCAGAGCCUUCAACUUCAGAAGGAUGUGAAAGGCUUUGUGUUGCUUGCAUGGAUUCCACAUGGAGACUUUUGCAGUUACUUGAGCUCUCCUCAUUCACUGAUGACCAGAGAAGGCUAUGCCUGUAUGCUGCUUUUUUCCUUCCCUUUAGGAAGACUAUUUACACAGACAAGAAAGGGAAAAAGAUCCCAGUUGUGAGUUACAUAUUUCGCAAUUCUCUCAAGCUGAAGGCUAGUGAUGCUGAAACUGUUCUGAGUUUGCAUUUUGCAGCGGAAAAAUUCGUAUCCUUGAUUCCUUUGAUCCUGUCUAAUGAGGAUAUACAAAUUCUCGAAGUUGACUGGAAAAGAGAAAUUAUUGAUGUUCCUGAUGCUUCAAAACUCAGAAUAUUGGCUGGAUUGCUGCUGCGAGAAAUUAAAGAUUUUUGGCGUGCUGCCCUUGUGCUUUCUAUGCUGUUGCACCCAUCCAUUAUUGGUUGCACUACAAAUUCAUCAAAAGAGGAAUCUGAAUUGGACAAGAAAGGCGAAUUAUUUAAGGGGAUUGAGAAAGCAAUUUUGGAACUAGGUUUAGAGAAAGUAUGGGAAAUGAAACCAUUGGUGAAUGGAAAGGAUAUCAUGAAUGUCUUGGAGAUCAAAUCAGGAGGACCCGUAGUCAAGGAAUGGCAACAAAAACUGCUCGAGUGGCAGCUCGCACAUCCCUCUGGAUCUACAGACGAAUGCGUUGAUUGGUUGAGGCAAACUCAUUCAAAACGUGCGAGGGCAGAGUGAGUUGUCAACAUGUAUACUUCUGAUAUCUGUAAAUUUGCUUUACUUUCAGGGGCGUGAUACUUUUCUUAAGUUCAACCUGCAAGCGUAUUCGUUUUGAGAGUUUUCUCCUCGUCUAUCGAAUUUCCCAAACAAUACUCGGGAACUGCAGAGAUCACUAAUGUACUGGGAGGCACAGAAUUAGAAGUGAAAAUGUAAAAUAUCCCACCCUUGGGAAAAGGGGAUAUAAACUGUUGAGACUGUAAUUAUCUAGGAUGUAUUAUUGAAGAGUUUAUUAUAUCAUAAUACUCAAUUUUGGAACUGCAGACUAUAUUCUUGCUCAUAGUUGAAGAGUGUAAAGGUUGAUUUGAGAACGAUACCAUGGAUACUUUAUUGAA
Olea europaea var. sylvestris is the source of this 2242-nucleotide messenger RNA. Its product is annotated as putative CCA tRNA nucleotidyltransferase 2. The record is from RefSeq and is a predicted model, not a curated record. The transcript is spliced from 16 exons. Lineage: Eukaryota; Viridiplantae; Streptophyta; Magnoliopsida; Lamiales; Oleaceae. Gene Ontology annotation, molecular function: ATP:3'-cytidine-cytidine-tRNA adenylyltransferase activity; RNA binding. The coding region runs from base 390 to 1868 and encodes 492 amino acids. Gene Ontology annotation, biological process: tRNA 3'-terminal CCA addition.